Molecule: messenger RNA, 3076 nt
Organism: Mytilinidion resinicola
Lineage: Eukaryota; Fungi; Ascomycota; Dothideomycetes; Mytilinidiales; Mytilinidiaceae
Product: DIL and ankyrin domain-containing protein
Exons: 3
Coding region: 193-2634 (813 amino acids)
Molecular function (GO): GTPase binding
Source: RefSeq, a predicted model, not a curated record
ACCUCACCAACAGAGAAGGGAAGCCAUUGUCCAUCGCUUGUCCUGCUCCUUGCCUCGACCCACAUCACCGCCCCCACCACGAUCCUCGCAGGCAAUACAUAAAUCUGAUUCCAUACCAAGACCGCUACAGCCGGAUGCGUCAUAGCCAGUUGCUGAAGCUGGAGAGACGGCCAAUGCAGCCCGGCACCCGCCAUGGAGUUGCCCACAGAUGAACACGUCUAUACCGGAGACCCGCCCAAGCAGCGGACUCUUCCUGCCGACCUCCCACGCUCGCUCGACGACCGCAGGAAUGUGCCGAUAAUAGCGGAGGAGACUGAGAUGUACGAUGCCUGGCAAGGACAGUCGCAGUUCCUCACAACGCCCGUUCCUGCCCGCCCAAUUAGCUUCAACCUCUCCCUCGACGAUCCGAGCUACGGGGACGAACACGCCGUACAGAACCUCGAAGACAGCGAUAGCCGGCUUGUCCAGAUGCUAGCGAACCAGGCCCGGUUGAAAAGCGAUAAUCCGGCCGCCGGGGACGAGGCAAAAGUCAUAACUGAUGAAUCGCUCUCAGUGGAAGAGAAACAGCAGGCUCUCCAGGGGCUGUUGAAUCUGGCAGCGUCUAACGGGGAUGUGGAGAGGGUCAAGCGCCUCGUCAGUGGAGAUGCGAAGGAAUACAUCGAUGUCAACGCCCACGACGCCGACGGGACGCCUCCGUUGAUAUACGCCAGCUGCUUCGGACACGAGGAAGUGGUUGCCGCACUUAUCGCGGCGGGCGCAGACGUCGACCGACAGGACCGGAAUAGAUGGAGCUCACUGAUGUGGGCCAUGACAAACCGUCAUAAAGGGAUAGCCAAGCUGUUACUCGAUAAUGGCGCAUCCCCGGAAGUCAAAUCAUCAUCGGGAAGGACUGCAUAUGAUUUCGUCGAGCCGAACAGCGAGAUUUCAGAGUAUCUGCAUGAGAGUGGAUACAAUAUCGGAAGCGUUGGAGUCAGUGGCGGCGAUUUCUACACAAGCGGAUUCUCACAGGAUCGGUUCGAGGAGGAGAUGGCAGAAAACGAAAUGAAGAGACGCAUGAUGAUGGAAAGCGCCAUCAACUUGGAAGUUGACCUGGGCAAUCUUGGCCUAGAUGAGCAGCCUGAGUCUCCUGAAGAACUUGAAGAGGUCCAGGAGUUUGUGUGGGAUCGGUGUCUGAACGAUCAGAUGUUCGUUUUUCAAGAGAACGAGUUAGACCGCAUCCUGGACAUAAUCAUAACCAACAUGACACCACAAAGAUCUCCGUCGCAGAAGCCUGUGCCGGCCAACAUACUCUUUUUGAGUGCCCGGUACGCAUUUUACCAUUCGAGUCCUGAGCUACUGGAGACUCUGCUAGUUUCUGCCAUGGACAGGAUCAACGAAGUCAUUGAAAAACACCAAUGGGAUAUGACAAUCCUAGCAUUUUGGAUGUCCAACGCGACUUUACUUCUACAUUACCUCAAAAAGGAUGGAGGCCUUGUGCAAGCGACAUCCGAAUUUCAACUGCAGAUGGCCGAGCUUAUUAACGAAAUCUUCAUCUUGAUAAUACGAGAUGCUGAACGCAGGAUGGACAAGGUUCUUGACACGGCAAUGCUAGAUCACGAAACAAUACCUGGAUUUGAGGACGUUCACUUCCAACACGAGUGGAAGAUAUUUCGUACCAAAGCCAAGGCGAAACCAGUAGAACCCUUCGAAAAACGCUACCGUCCUCCAUCCCCGAAGCGACGAGCCCAAGUAUCGCCCCGAAAUAUCACAUCACUGCUCUCUUCCACUUUGUUCGUUCUCGAUCUUUACGACAUACACUCUGUGAUAACCUCACAGAUCUUAUCACAGCUCAUUUAUUGGCUAGCUGCUGAGCUUUUCAACCGUAUCAUGGCGAACAGGAAGUACCUCGCGAGGACCAAGGCCAUGCAAAUUCGAAUGAACAUCUCGUCCUUAGAGGAGUGGGCCCGCACCAACAACCGUCAACCAGAGCACUACGAAAAUGGGUCUUUGACUUCUACAGGGGAGGCAACAGUCGACGCCGCCCGACGCCACCUCGAACCAGUCGUGCAGCUACUCCAAUGGCUCCAGUGUUUUUCUUCCCUUGGCGGUGACUUGGAGUCGCUCAAGGGUACCGUUCAACAGCUCCCGAGACUGUCACCGCAACAGCUCAUCCACGCUGUGAAAUACUACAGGGCAGAAGUAGGGGAGAAGGGAUUGCCGAAGGAUGCGAUGAAGUGGCUUGCUAGUCUGCAAAAAGCUGCUGCAGAACGGAAAACAAGACCACGGAAACAUUCGGGUGCAUCUCCAAACUCACAGAAAGCAGCCGAUUCAUCACCUUCAACACCUGUGAGGCCUGGACAACAGCAGGCAUUCUCGCCAUCGCCUGCUCUUUCCAAGCAGUCUGAAGAUGAUGAAGAGGAGGCCCCAGAACAUUUGCUCAUGGAUCCUUCGUUGAUGCUCCCGUUCUCACUGCCAACCUCUACGGAUAUGCUGAUAAGCUAUGGAGCCGGCUUCGGGGGACUCAACAAGGAGCGGGAGCGAAAAUACCUGCCCACCGUUCCACCAGAGUUUCUAGCGAAGCUCGACUUGAAUGGCAACAAGAACGGAGGGAACAUUUACGCAAACUCAAAGUGGGACGACGAAUCGUACAGCUAGUGCAUUCGGGAGCAUUUUGUCAGACGGUUGUCGGCAUAAAGGUUUAUGAUAGACGAUCACCAAGUUUCAGCAUGUCUGAAGGUCAGCGUGUCGUUUCCAUCCGUGUUGUUUAGUUCUCUAUUGGGUAUGGGGGGAAAACUUUGAUCAUCGGAAUGCUCCAUGCUUUUCACGGACCUCGCCAAAUCUUACCCUGCCACUAUAUACUUUCCUACCCCGCGGUGGGGUAGUUUCGGUCACGGCAUUUUGGAGAUAGCAUGCGACACCGGACUUUUCAUUCACCACAACACUUAAAGGCAAUUGAAUACCCACAAGUUUCAUUCAAACCACACACAACAUGGAAAUUCCCGUCGUGACCCCCGAGAUCCUCAAGAUCAAGAGCAUUGGCGCAUCUAAGUCAUACCCAGUAGCCGCAGAUAAGAUUGCGACAACCUUUGGAUCACAC